Aspergillus melleus is the source of this 1242-nucleotide messenger RNA. Its product is annotated as FAD-dependent oxidoreductase. Bases 1 to 1242 code for a protein of 413 amino acids. NCBI's taxonomy places the organism in Eukaryota, Fungi, Ascomycota, Eurotiomycetes, Eurotiales, Aspergillaceae. The transcript is spliced from 5 exons. Gene Ontology annotation, molecular function: FAD binding. The record is from RefSeq and is a predicted model, not a curated record.
AUGAAAGAAGAAAAGAACCUGGUCACUAAUGCGGCCCCGAGAUCUGAACCGCUGCCGAUCCUGAUUAUCGGGGCGGGAAUCAGCGGUCUCAUUCUCGCGCAGUAUCUUCGUCGAUCAGGGAUCGCCUACCAGAUCUUCGAGCGCGAUGCGUCGAUCGGCGCUCGAGCCGGCGGCUGGGGUCUAACUCUGCAUUGGGCACUGCCUGCCCUCUACGAGCUGCUGCCAGAGGACGUCAAGGCCCAGCUCCCGGAGACCUUCGUGAACAAGGAGGCCGUUAGCAACGGCGACAAGGGCCGCUAUCAGUUCUUUGACCUGGCCACGGGGGAGGCGCUGUGCAGCGUCCCUGCUGCGGAGCGCAUCCGAGUGAGUCGCUCACGGUUCAGGCAGCUUCUGACGUCGGGAGUUGACGUUCACUGGUCUAAAACCCUCGAGGACGUCCAGUAUCACGACGAUUCAGUCACGGUCCGCUUCGAAGACGGCACCUCGUACCGUGGCUCUAUCGUAGUCGCCUGCGAUGGCUCGCGUUCUCGUGUCCGCAAGUCUCUGUACCCAUCAAAUUAUCGCAAUGCGCCCCUGCCUAUUCAGUUACUCGGAGCCACGACACGGUACUCGGUCGAGCAAGCGGCUGCCGUGCGAGCCCUGGACCCCUUCUUCUUCCAGGGAACACACUCGAAAUCAAACGUAUAUCUAUAUUUCAGCUUCCUCGACAGUCCCUUCAACUUCGACAACAGUCCGGACGGAUACCUCUGCCAGGUCGUUGUCUCCUGGUCCGACGACAGAGGAAUCGAUAUCCCAGCCGGGACCAAAGAGCGCAUUGCCUUGAUGAAAUCUCUCACAGGAGACUGGGCCGAACCAUUCCGAUCCCUGGUCCACGAUCUGCCCGACGAUGCCGACGUGGUCCCCAUCAAGAUCGAAGAUUGGAUGCAAGAGCAGGAGACAAACAAGCAGCCGCGGGCUGUGCUGCUGGGUGAUUCCGCUCACUCAAUGACCAUGUUUCGCGGAGAAGGCGCAAACAACGCCAUUGUCGACGUGCUUGAUUUCACGAAGAGAGUUGAUUUAGCAUCAAUCAGUCAAUCAUCCUCGGAUUCUAUCCGCGAUAGCAUCAAGGCAUACGAAAAGGAUAUGACGGCGCGAGCUGGCCCGUCCGUCGAGAACUCUCGGAAAGCUUGUCUGGACGCGCACGACUUUUCCAUUAUCAAAGCGGGGAAUAGUCCUCUUGUUGCGCGGAGAGUGCUCAAAUAG